This is a messenger RNA of Triticum urartu, 1225 nucleotides long. RefSeq lists its product as uncharacterized. The record is from RefSeq and is a predicted model, not a curated record. NCBI's taxonomy places the organism in Eukaryota, Viridiplantae, Streptophyta, Magnoliopsida, Poales, Poaceae.
UCUGCUAGCUGGUAUAGCCAAGAACCAACACACCCAUUCCACCCGCACGCGCAGGUAGAGGCAGGCUAGGUAGAUCGAGAUGGCCGCCGCAGGGAACCAGCCCCACCUCCCCCACCCAAGCCCCGCUACCCUGCUCAACGCCGUGCUGGACGAGUCGACGAGCCUGGACAACAGGAACGACCAGUGGACGGAGGAGGCCGCGCGCGAGCUGGGAAACAUCGCGGUCGCCGUCCGCGCCAACGCGCAGGCCAGGAACGUCGCCGGUACCAGGGCCGAGCUCACGUCGACGGUUCAGCACCUGACGCCGCUCUUGUGUCACUUCAUGAGCGAAGGCUUGCAGAUGCGCAAGCUGCGGCGCAUGUUCCGCACGGCGGUGGGGGCGCCGAUGGUGCCGGCGGCCGCGCCCGACCUGCCGCCAUUUUUCCAUGUGGGAGAUCAAUGCAUGUCGCAGGCGGAGAUCAGCAAUGGGAUCCUCCGCAACACAUCAGAGAGCAUGUCCGGAAGGGUCAACGCGGCGCUGACGCUGUUGGACGCGGUGGAGGCCGGGGCGACCAACCCCGACGAGGUCUGGGGCAGCAUCAAUGAGCACCUGGAGGAGGUCACCACCUACACGGAGAUGAUGGUGGCUCAGCACACCGCACUGAGCCUCCACAUGCGAUGCGUGGUGAUGAGCAUCGCGGCCGGCGUCCGCCUCUACUUGCCCGCCUAAGACAUGCAAGCCCCUCCUCCGGUCCAAGCAGAGGCAGCAGGUGCGGUGAUCGUCGGAAGCAUCAGGGCCGGCCGGAGGGACGAGCGGAGAGCUAGCUACCUACUGCUCCAGUCCAGGAAAGAAUGAAUUAGUUGCAGUUUUCGUUUGUGCGAUCGAAUCGACAAGGCUUGCUAGUUGCAUUGAUUGCGACAUACAGCAGCCCUGCCGUCGGUCUAUACUAGUUAUCUCCGUGUCAACAGCGUACUAGUAGUAGUGGUAGUAAUCCUCCUGGUGAUGGUGGUGGUGGCAGCAUUGUAUCAGAGUCAGUCUAGUCCGGUUUGUUUGUUUGUUUGUUUGUUUGUUUGUUUGUUUGUUAGCUCUUCAAGUUCAAGCUAGUACUGGUAGCUAUGGUCAGUUGUGGUGGUGGUCGGUCAACGCAUACUAGUACUAGUUGUUGCAGCAGCUGUUGCUUGUAGUGCGUUGGUGUAUCAGAGUCAUUACCACUCCAGUUUCAGUCGAUUAUUAUGACUAGUAACU